Molecule: messenger RNA, 2287 nt
Organism: Drosophila ficusphila
Lineage: Eukaryota; Metazoa; Arthropoda; Insecta; Diptera; Drosophilidae
Product: serine/threonine-protein phosphatase 4 regulatory subunit 2-like
Exons: 3
Coding region: 101-2287 (728 amino acids)
Biological process (GO): protein dephosphorylation
Cellular component (GO): protein phosphatase 4 complex; nucleus; cytoplasm
Molecular function (GO): protein phosphatase regulator activity
Source: RefSeq, a predicted model, not a curated record
UUCAUUUUCAUUUUCGUUUUCAAUUUUGUGGGUCAAUCGCGCUUUUCCGCUUCGCUUUUCACGCCGUUUUCUCCGCUUAUCGAUUGCAAAAACGGUAAUAAUGCCGCACUGCCGGGAAAUCAAAAUGGUUCUGAAGCGCUUCACACGCUGCCACGAAGAGGAGAUCCCCCCCGAGCUGGAGGGCUACUUGAAGUUCGUGUCCAGAACCGGGAAGACCGUCUACCGCUGGUACAACCUGAAGUACCUCUUCCGCCAAAAGCUGAUCAACGUGAUCAUGAAUUUCGGGGGAUCCCGUCCAGAAGAUAUUCCCAGCUACCCCAAUGUGGAUCCCUUUAACUUUGAGAGAAUCAAGACCACCCUUCUCGCCCGCCUCGAACUCUUCGAGGCCGCUCCCUUCACCAUUCAGCGUCUGUGCCAGUUGCUCGUCUUUCCCCAUCAGCACUACUCUCGAGUGGACAAGUUCAUGCGCGCCGUGGAGCGCUGCAUUCUGGUGGUCACCACCGUUGAUCAGAAGGGCAGGCGACCCCGCGAUAUUGCCUACCAGGCGUUGCAGUUCAGCGAGGAGGAGGAGGAGGAGGAGGAGGCUUCCCCAUCAGAAGUCAACGUUGCAAGCGACGGUGAAUGGGAGAGAGAGGUGGAGCCGGUCGCGGUGGAUGAAGAGAUGGAGGGACUGGUGGAGGAGGAGGAGGAGAUGGAGGGGUUGAUGGAGGAGGAGGAUGAGGCUCCCAUCACCUUUCCCACAUCCACUCCCGCUUCUCCUUCCCCGUCCAAUUCCCCUUCCAAUCCCAUUCCCACUUUCACUUUCGUUUUCAAACCCCAUUCCCCUCCCAGUUCCCCUCCCCCUUCCCCACCCACAUUCACUCCCACACCCUCGCCUCCCACUUCCCCACCCUCUCUUGGUGCUCAGAAAGCCAGGACUCCGCGCUCGGACGACAUCAUCCAGCCGAGGGCCAAGAAGAUCAAGAUGCGAAGGGGAACCGAUGAGGAGCAAUCCACGGAGGCUGGGUCGCCAAUGGAAAUCGAUUCGGAAUCCGAGAACGAGAGCCAGGACGAGGACGCAGACGAUGAAGAGAACAGUGCCCCUUGCCAUUACGGUCCUCCAUAUUACUCCGUUUCCGAAUCCGAGUACGAAGAGAUCCAAAACGAAAGCGAAGACCAGGACGAGAACUCAGCCGAAGAAGGGGACAAGACCCCGUGCCAUGAUGGUUCAGCUGAUUAUAACACUUCCGAAUCCGAUAACGAGGACAAGGACAAGGACGAGGACAAGAACGAGAACGAGAACAAGGACAAGGAUGAGGACGAAGAGGAGUACGAGGACGAGAAUGAGGUUGAGAAUGAAGACAAGGACGAGGAUGAGGAUGAGGAUGAGGAAAAGGACGAGGACAAGGAGGAUAAGGAUGAGGAAGAGAACGUAGAUAAGGUCGAGGAUGAGGAUGAGGAAGAGGACGAGAACAAGGACGAGGAUGAGGAAAAGGACAAGGAUGAGGAUGAGGAAAAGGACGAGGACAAGGACAAGAAUGAGGAGGAGGACAAGGUCGAGGAUGAGGACAAAGACAUGGACGAGGACAAGGUCGAGAACAAAGCCAAGGACGAGGACAAGGUCGAGAACAAAGUCAGGGCCGAGGGCGAAUUCGCAGAAGGGAACAAGUCCCCGACCUAUUUCAAUCCCGCAUUCUAUGGCCUUAUCGAAAUCGAAGAGGAGGACUAUGACGAUGGCGAUAGCAGUCCCGAGUGGUGGGACGACUCCGAAGAAGAGGAAGAGUCUAAGAGCGGGGAGGAGUCCGAGGACGAGGACCAGGUUGAUGAAGGGAACAGGAGGAUCCCAUCCAUUUGGGGUCCUCGGUAUAAUGAGAUCGACAUGGUUGAUGAAGGGAACAGGACACCAUCCCAUUGGGGUUCUGCGUAUUAUGAUAACGAGGAGGAGCAAGAGGACCAGUUUGAUGAAGGGAACAGGACCCCAUCCCAUUGGGGUCCUGCUUAUUAUGAUAACGAGGACAAGUACGGGGAUCAUAACGAUGACAGGAUCAGGAACCGCAAUAAGAAGAAGCGAUACGGUCCUGCCAGUCCCGAUAACAAGAGAGAGUUCGAUAACAAGAAAGAGUUAGAUAACAAGAAAGAGUUAGUUAACAAGAAAGAGCUCGAUAACAAGAAAGAGCUCGAUAACAAGAAAGAGUUAGACAACAAGAAAGAGUUAGACAACAAGAAAGAGUUUGAUAACAGGAAAGAGUUCGAUAACAAGAUAGAGUUAGAUAACAGGAAAGAGGUCCGAAACCCCAAAAAGCGAUGA